Gymnogyps californianus (California condor) is the source of this 917-nucleotide messenger RNA. RefSeq lists its product as uncharacterized. Lineage: Eukaryota; Metazoa; Chordata; Aves; Accipitriformes; Cathartidae. The transcript has 6 exons. The coding region runs from base 127 to 870 and encodes 247 amino acids. The record is from RefSeq and is a predicted model, not a curated record.
GGGUCUCCUCAGGGCGGCCCUCCCGCCCUCCCCGACUCUCCCGGUGAGCGUGGAGGGGAGGCACUGCUCCUCGGGCUGCCCACGCAUUGGCUACAGUGCAGCAGCUGUCUCUCUUUUGGGUACAGAAUGGAGAUCUUGGAUGAGUUUGACAACGAGUAUCCCCUCAAUGUAUCAUUUUGCAAGCUGAUUUCCUUAGAGGACUUUGAGGAGCAGUCUUUGUCCUACACUCAGCAAUGCCUGCAUGAACUGUACUCAAACAUGGAGCAGAACCCAAGGAUCUGUGAGAGGGCUCUGAGAAAGCAGAAACAGAUGGAGAAGGAAGAAGCUGGCUUGAUAUCUUAUUUGAAGGCCAAGAUUUUUCAGGGUCUGCAGGGAGAGCUGAAUUACUCUAACUAUAUGGGCAUUGCAGAGAUGAAAGAGAAAGUACUCCAGCUGAGACAAGACAUGCAGAGAGCAAACAACUAUGCUCGUGCUGCAAAGACUGGCAAAGGGCGACAUCCAAGGCAGUCACGGGGGAAGACGCACACUCUAGAAGGCAGAUUUAAUCGCCUUCACUCCAAGGUUCCUGAACCUCCCAAGUUCACCAUGGCCAGGGUCUUCGGUCCUUUUCCAGAAGUCAUGAAUAAGCAGGUGGACAGAGCUACAACUUCAAGCCCUGAUCUAAAAUACUGGUGGACUGGUCUAACAACAGUGAGCCAGAAAAGACUUCUUGGCAAUGCUCCCACGCCUUCUCAAAAUGCUGGCUCUACUGGCACUAAACCUGCAGCCUCUGUUUUUAACACACCUAUGUCAUGCAAGUUUCAAGGCGGUGCAGAAGAUGACACGGAUAGCGAGAAACCCAGCCCCAGUUCUUCUGCUAAGGAGGCAUAAAUGUCUCUUCUUACAUGGACAAACUUAUGCGAAUAAACACUCUGUGC